Hypoxylon fragiforme is the source of this 1578-nucleotide messenger RNA. Its product is annotated as glutamate 5-kinase. Gene Ontology annotation, molecular function: ATP binding; glutamate 5-kinase activity; RNA binding. The record is from RefSeq and is a predicted model, not a curated record. Gene Ontology annotation, cellular component: cytosol; cytoplasm. Lineage: Eukaryota; Fungi; Ascomycota; Sordariomycetes; Xylariales; Hypoxylaceae. The transcript has 4 exons. Bases 149 to 1501 code for a protein of 450 amino acids.
UUUCUAUUUAUGUAAAUUUGUUGCUUUUUAGUAAAUCUUUUUUAGUUGCAGCGGUGUCAAAAUUUGAGUGUGUUUUGUGUUUUGUGUUUGGUGUUUUGAGUGUUUGAGAUUCAAGUUGUUGCUGAUAUCUGACUGAAUUAUAGCAGACAUGAAGGGCCCCAAGCCACUAAUAGUUGUUAUUAAACUAGGAACAAGUUCCAUUGUCGACGAGAAGACUCAUGAGCCAUUACUCUCAAUCCUAAGUCUUAUUGUUGAGACUGCUGUGAGGUUACGGAAAGAUGGACACAAAGUUAUAAUUGUGUCGUCUGGCGCCAUUGGCGUCGGUCUUCGACGUAUGGAUGUCGACAAGAGACCGAAACACUUAUCCAAGUUACAGGCACUUGCAGCUAUUGGCCAAUGCCGCUUAAUAAGUCUAUGGGAUAAUCUCUUUGGACACCUCCGUCAACCCAUCUCUCAGAUUCUUCUUACAAGAAGUGAUAUCGCAGACCGGACAAGAUAUUUAAAUGCCCGGAAUACUAUCAUGGAGCUCCUCGAGAUGGGCGUCAUUCCGAUCGUAAAUGAGAACGACACAUUAGCAGUUGCCGAGAUCAAGUUUGGCGACAAUGACACACUUUCAGCCAUCACAGCGGCUAUGGUGCAUGCCAACUUUCUAUUCCUCAUGACGGAUGUUGACUGCUUAUACGACAAGAACCCCAGAGCGCAUCCCGACGCCCAACCGAUAGAGGAAGUUGAAGAUAUCGGAGCAAUCCGCGCAGACGUCUCUAGCGCUGGAUCGUCUUUAGGGACUGGUGGCAUGGGUACCAAGAUCGUUGCCGCUAGGCUCGCAACGUCAGCUGGUGUCACUACAGUCAUCACUCGAUCCUCCUCGCCAGGAAACAUCGUCAAGAUAGUUCGAUACCUCCUAGCCACUAAGAAGUGUACUUUAUCACCACACAGCCGCUCAGGAAGUGAGACCGAGGAUUCCCUAUCCCAUUCCACAGCCUCGCUAGCCCUCGACACGUUAGAGAAGCCACCAUUACAUACGCGCUUCCUGCCCCUCUCCCACCCGAUCAGAGACCGCUACUUCUGGAUUCUCCACGGCCUGGCCCCGCACGGUACUAUUUAUAUCGAUGUCGGCGCGCAUCACGCCAUCUCAGACAAAGCCGGGCUCCUCCCGGUAGGCGUCCUUGACAUUGAGGGCAGCUUCGCGCAGCAGGAAGCCGUGCGCCUAGUCGUUGUGGAGCGGAGAUCCGAGCCAGGGCCAGACGGCAAGCUCUGGGAAGGCCCCGGAGUCGAAGUCGGGCGCGCGCUGGUCAACUACGGAGCCCCUGAGAUCCUCCGCAUCAAGGGGCACCGCAGUACGCAGAUAGAAGGUCUGCUGGGCUAUGCUGAUAGCGAGUACGUGGCACACCGGGAGAACAUUAGUUUGCUCCGCAGGGAAAGUAGACCGGUCACGCCUGUUCUAGAUGCAGUGGCCGAGAAUGGUGGGGUGGCUGCUUCUGAGAACGAGGUUAGCUUAUAGACUUUCAUUCUCCCUGUUCAAUAAUUCCACAUAGAGUAACGGCGUCCAAAAUGAGAAGUCAUAUUUAUAUGGUCCGG